Molecule: messenger RNA, 888 nt
Organism: Fraxinus pennsylvanica
Lineage: Eukaryota; Viridiplantae; Streptophyta; Magnoliopsida; Lamiales; Oleaceae
Source: the annotation of a GenBank genome assembly
AUGAGUGAAAAUGAGGAAGGUGGUGAUGAAGAGCAUGGAGGCGGCGAUGAUUCGAUCAACAAUUCAUCGGACGGUACAGAGAUCUCAUCUGCUGAGAAUCCUUCAAUUACGCAGAGGUUAGAUGACGUUCUUGUGGAGGAUGAAGUGGGUAUGCUGGCUAGGUGUUUGUGCAUGCCUCUUGUUUCUAUCCGUGUUGGGAAGAUCACCAAGCAAGGGAGCCUCUUAUGUUCGACACCCAUAAGAAGCAAUAGGGACUUGCUCAACAUGGAGAAGAAGAGGACGUGUGUUAUUCACAUCAUUGAAAAUGCAAGACAUCUAGCAAAAUACAGAAUGUUGGUCAGCCUGAUCAGAUUGUGUGCGACCCUUUUGCCUCAAUCUUCUUACUCUCGACCCCUUCCCACUUACAACGAUGGAUUCAGGCUAAGAAAACCCCAGUCACGAGGAUUGACGAACGACUCACACCUUGGUGAACAGGACACUACUACUGCCAUUAGGGUUGCAGAGAGUAUUUGUAUACUGCGUCACAUCAAUUUCAGUAAAUCAGUGCCAGUAGCUGCAAAGAAAAAUCAUUUCUGGACCCACAGAAUUAUAAUACAAUGGUGGAAUCAAAAUCCAUUGGAGACCCUUUAUUUACGAUGGAGAGCCGACCUACUGGUGAACACGAUGAGACUUCUGACACUGAAAGACCCAUGCCCCAGUGUUUGCCAACAUUGCCUGAUCACCAAUCUCCCAAAAAGGUUAGCCAUGUCUGUCACACGCCAUCAUUUUAAUCAUUACUUAUCUAACAAUUCAUUCUGCUCUGGUUCAGCAAAAGAGAUGCAACGGGUUCGCUUGUUUGAUGUGUUGGGGAAACAAACAAAGAACUUGAGAGCAUCCUCAGUUGAGUAA